UGUAUGAGUGUGUGUGCGUGUAUAUCUACUGCAACCACCACCACCACCACCACCACCGUCCCUGCCUCUGCCCGCCCUCCCAAAAAUUACCCACCCAGUCUAAACCAGGGUCAGUAGCCAACCAGCUGUGGAAGAGGAAGGACGUACCGCGACUCUCCUUAGCGCCGCGGCACUUCACUCGAACUCUUCACUCGCCACCGCCGCUCGCCACGCACGCUCACAUACGCACGUACACACACACGCGCGCGCGCACUCUCAGACCUGCUGCUGCUGAUGAUGGUGAUAGCUGUGCUGUGCUCACGCGUGGAAUUUCGCUCGAGUGACGUGUAAUAUUUGUGGUUAGUGAGGAAAAGAUAAGGCGAGAGAGAGAGAGAGAGAGAGAGAGAGAGAGAGAGAGAGAGAGAGAGAGAGAGAGAGAGAGAGAGAGAGAGAGAGUGGGAGAGAGAGAGUGAGUGAGAGGUUGAUGCAUUGAUUGCGAGAGGAGAGAAGAGAGAGAGAGGAAAAAAAAACUGACGAGAUAAAGAAAUUAGUGAGAGUUUGGAAAAAAAGUAAAAAAAAAAGUGGAUUUGAUAGUGUGUGGUGCUGCGAGAGAAAGAAAAAAAACAACAACACAUCAUCGUCACCACCAAAAUCACCAUCACCACCACCACAAUGAUUACACGCCGCGUGACACCACCACCACCACCACCACAACCACCCACCACAACCGCCACCACCACUAGAAGCAUACCCUGACCACCACUGAAGAUAGCAAAGGAGGAGGAGGAGGAGGAAGAGGAGGAGCAAGAAAACACACACACAAACACACACAUAAAAAAAAAAAGCAAGCAGAAAAAAGAACAAUAACAAUAAAAUCAGGGAAGACCGAAGAUAAAGUGGAGCAGGUGGAGAAGGAGGAGGAGGAGGAGGUGGAAGAAGAAGCAGAAAAAGAAGAAGAAGAAGGAUAAAGAGAGAGAAGACACACAAGCAACACGGACACAGGCAAGGCAACAGCAGCCAUCCAUCCAAACUCCUAACCAUCCAGCCAUUCCAACAACGUCUUGAAAUGAUCUGGCAAAGGGCAACACGACCGGAUCGAAACUUCAUAGAUACAUUCCUGCCCCGCGAAUGUGAGAGUUUGACAUCGUGGAGGGUAAGAUGCGGCAUUACUCGGCCCUGUCUCAGUUCCGGGAGUUGAAGAGAGCAUCCCCCGUGACAGAAGGCAAGGCAGAAGGGCGGGAGGAAGGCAGCGGUAAGGAGUAGCGAAGGAAGAGACUGUUGCAAGAGAGAUGAUGAAGACUGGAGUGAACAGACAGAUGCUGCUGGCGUGGUGGCGAUGGUGGUGGUACAGGCUGGUGCUGGCGGUAGCAGUUGGGGGCGGCGCUCCAUGGGCGUGGGCGGGGGGCGUGGUGGGCGGGGGACUGCACGCCGUGGUGGGGCCCAGCCUCAUGACGCGCCUGGUGGAGACGGAGGCGGUGGCGCGGGUGGCGGCGGCGGCAAACAGGGAGUGCUGCGGCCUGUCAGACCCCACCGCCACGCCCCUCACGCGCCACUGGCUGCCCCACGCCCGCCACCACGCCCACGGCCCAGAUCCCGCCCCCGGUGACUCCCCUCCGGCUGUAUGCAACGAUAAUUCUCCUGCUGGCUUCUACUUAAGGCGGUCAGCCAACAGUCGCCGCUGGGUCAUGUUCCUGGAAGGUGGAUGGUACUGCUUCGACAGGGAGAGUUGCGAGCAGCGGUGGCGCAGACUGCGGCCCCUCAUGACCUCCCGCGGGUGGCCGGAGACGAGGACCGUGGGGGGCGUGUUGUCCCCCCAUCCUGAGGACAACCCGCACUGGUGGACCGCCAACCAUGUCCUGGUGCCGUACUGCUCCUCUGACUCCUGGGCGGGCACGCGGUGGGCGGAGGAGGGGUCUGGGUCGUGGUCCUUCCUGGGCAGCGUCAUCGUAGAGCAGGUGGUGAGGGCGCUGGUCACUCACAACAACUUCACGCACGGCCAUAAGCUGAUCCUCGCCGGCAGCAGUGCAGGCGGCGUGGGCGUGCUGGUCAAUGUGGACAGGGUGGCGCGGCAGCUGGCUCAGAUGGGCGUGCGUGGGGAGGUACGCGCUGUGUCCGACUCCGGCUGGUUCCUGGACAACGAGCCGUUCAAGCCCCUGCAGUGCGUGGACGCCCACAGCUGCCCGCCCGUGGAGGCCAUCCGGCGCGGGCACGAGCUGUGGCGAGGACGCAUCCCAGACCACUGCCGCGCCCUCUACCCGACACACCCGUGGUUCUGCUACUUCGGGUACCGCCUCUACCCCACCCUGCAGUCGCCCCUCUUCGUGUUCCAGUGGGUGUUCGACGAGGCGCAGAUGACCGUGGACAACGUGGGCAAACCGACCUCCAAGCAGCAGUGGGACUACAUCCACGGCACCGGGGAGAGACUCAGGCGCACUUUCCAGAACGUGACAACUCUCUUCGCGCCCUCCUGCAUCGCCCACACUGUGCUCACCAAGAGAAACUGGGCGGCCGUCAAGAUAGGUGAAGUGUCCCUCCCUCACGCCCUCUACUGCUGGGACAUCACGCCCUUUGCCAAGCUCACUGCCCGGAGGCAACACACUGGGGAAGAAAGAGAAGCAGUUAAGACGAUGGAGAACCAGGAGACGAAGGAGGAGGAGACAGGGACCAUCACUGUGAGGAUAAGGGAUGCUGGAAGGAGAGGCCACAGACACCAGAACCGCGGUGACAGGAAAGACAAAAGACACAGACACACAGGCGGCCGUAAAAGGUCAGGGGAGAGAAGCAGGCGGCGGCGUGGCAGAAAGCGAAACAGAAAGGGCCGCAGGAAGUCCCAAACUCGAAGGACACAAGCUCAGCAGAACCAGGAACACAGUGCAGCUAAUGGAACUAAAGUGAAUGCCGCUGUUGUAGUGUCUCAGGGAACAGGGACAGGGAAAGGGGGUGACGGUAGGGACUCAGGGAAGGUGCAAGGGGUGACUCAGGAAGGCGUGGACCUCAGCAGUAUAGGUGGGGAGAUGCUCGCUGACUCGCCAAAGAAUCCCCCCCAGAUUCCUUUGCGGUGGAGUCUAACGCUAUUGGUGACUCUCAGGUCCUCAGUGACUCGAAGUGGUGACCGCAGUGGGGAGAGGAGGAGAGAGAGAGCCAGGAGGAGACACCGGCGAGGUAAGAAGAGGAGUAAGAAUAAAGAGAGGGAGAGGAAGCUAAGGAGGAGAGAGAGGAGGAGGAAGAGGAAGGAAAGGAGAAAAAGACUGCCGCAGAAGAAGAGGAAGAAGAGGAAGAAGAGACGACAAGGUGGGCGUGGAGGACAACGGGACAACCUGAGGCCAGUUCGAUCCAUGCCCCUACAAAGCCCCGAGCCUUCUCCCAGCCCCGCCAACCCCCACAACCUCAGCCCUGGCCCCGCUUCUACCCUCCUCGGGGCUGCGGAGCUUGGGGGGCACGUGGGGCAGCAGGAGGAACUAGUACCUGACGAAGAGUGGACGGAGGACCUCUGCCCCGCUCAGAAUCUGCACCUGACUGAUCGCUGUGCUUGGCCUCAUUGUAACUACGCGUGUCCCAAGUUACUGAAUCCAUUUACUGGCGAGGAGAUGAACUUCACAGAGCUACUCAAAAGCUUCGGGCUGGACAUGGCUAGUGUGGCUUCGGCGCUCGGCAUAGACAUCCACACUCUUAACUCUAUGGGCAACGAUGAGCUGCUCCUUAUCCUGACGCAGUGAACACAGCAACUCGCGACCCGCACAGACUGAAAUGGAGUUUAAUGAAGUAGUGAAUGCUGAUUGACAGUGACUAAGUGAAGACUGACUUAGAGAGAUGGAAUGUGCGAGUUCCUACUUAAACGUGUUCCAGUGGAGUUUCAAAAGUUCAGGACUGACUAAGAGUGUUUACUAAGUGCUCCAGUGAGGUUUAAAAGGAUCAGGAGUAUCUAAAAGUGUUGUUAAAGUGAUCAAGAGUUGCAGUGAAGACAGGAAAGGACCUAGAGUGGCUAAGAGUAUAAAGGUGAUCAAGUGUUGCAGCGUGGCUUAAAAGAAUCAAAGAUGCCUAAGUGUUGAUAAGGUGAUUAAGUAUUUGUCGAGUUUCGCAGUGAGGACAGAGAAGGCUCACGACUGGCUGCAAGUGUGUGUUUUUUUUUUUUCUUAAGAUGAUUUAGUGUUUAUCGAGUGUUGCAGUGAAGACAAAGAGGUUGAGUGUGGUUUUAGAAAGACCUAGUAUGACUUAAGAGUGAUCUAUGGGGUACUCUGUUCGUCACUCUCCGUGAACACACACACACACACACACACACACACACACACACACACACACACACACUUAAGGGCUACAUAUAUUUUUUUUACUCUUUAAGAUAACAAUUAAAUUUACUCACGUGUAUAAUGUGAAGAAAAGAAGAACAUAACUUUUCCAUAAUGUAUGAUAAAAUAUACAAGACCUUUUUUUUUUUUUUUUUUUGCGUACGUGUAUAUAUGUAAUGUGAAUCUUGUUAUUAUUAUUCUAUUGCUCUAUUGCUAUGGCUACUGUUACUGUUACUACUACUACUACUACUACUACUACUUCAUCGUUGUCUUCCUCGUCCUUUUAAAAUAGUGUUAUGUUUUAUCAUAUUCGUCAUAAAUCGCUUCUUCUCCUUCUUCUUCUUCUUCUUCUUCUUCUUCUUCUUCUUCUUCUUCUUCGUCCUCUUCUUGUCAAUCUCUUCCAAACAAUAUUCGUAUGACAAAAUGAUUAUUCGGUGUCUUUUCUUUACUUCUUCCUUUCUUAUUUUCCUUUGCCUUUUUCACAUCAAUGGUUUUCUGGCGCCAAGAAAGAAUAAUUAAAUCAUUCUUGUUCUUUCUCUUCUUCUUAUUCUGCUUGUUAUUUUCUUCUAUUUCGAAGUUCUUGUAACAUAUACCAUAGAUUAUGUUCUCCUCUUAGUCUCUUUCGUCUUUUUUUUCAUAUCACUGGUUUUCUGGUGACCUAAAUAUCUGAAUCCUUAAUCUUGUUAUUCUCUUACUUCUUGCUCUUAUCUUGCAAUUUUUCGCCUGUAUCUUCUUGUUCACAGCUCUUGUUUAUUUUCCUCUCUCUUAUUCUCCCUCGUCUUUUCUGUUUUCUUUCUCACCAAUGGUUAUCUGGCGUCUUCUCCUUUUACUUCUUCCUCUCAAAAUUAUAUUCCUCUGUAUCUCCUUAGUCCUUGUACAUAUGUCACAGCUCAGGGCUCUGGUGGCUGCAGCGUGAGUGUCUUGCUACACUUAGACACGCGCACCGCUGCACUCUUACUCCUUCUUAAUGUAAGACCACAAAGGUUCACAGUGUGCAGGGCCGCGUGGGGCGAUGCGUUUUUGUAAGGACCGUAUUCUGAAACACUUCUGACCGCACCUCGAUUGCUUUAAAAAGGUUCUCGUUGAAGUUGCACGGGUUUUGAAGAUUUUUUUUUUUCUUUUUUACGGUUCUAGUGACAGAUUAACAAGAUUUCUACAUUAUGAUCAGGAGAAAUAUUAUUGAGAACCCAGCUAACGGUCUCUGUGGUCCUUGAGAACAGUCGUGGUGGAGAGACGUUUCAGAAUACAGGUCCAAACUACAGUCUCCGUUUAAAUGCCACACAAGCUCCGUAUCUGUUAUGUGAACCUCAGUUUAAUGUUGCAGUGUUCAUGCUAAUUUGGCGGAUAAGCUCCUCCCCCUCACUCCUGUCCAAAGUGAAAGGGGGCGGGGCUUAUUCACCAAGUUAAUGUAAACGGGAUUUUUUUUUGUUUAUUUUAACAACAAAAUAGUAAUUUAUAUUUUUCUUAUGUGCUUUAUUUUGUAUUUGUUGGUUACGAUUCUUAUUUUUUUUUCAGUGUGGUUACUUUUUAUUAUAGUGAUUAAGUUUAACGUUACUUUAAUUUCUUCGUUUUCCUCCUUCUCCUUUUCCUCCUCUUCUUUUUCCCAUUCCUCCUGAUCCUACUUUUCUUCCAUUACUACCACUACCUUCACCUCCUCCUCCUCUUCUUCGUUCUCUUGUAUCCUUUUUCGUUUUCUUCCUUCUCCUCCGUCUCAAAAUUUGUCUUAUUCCUCAUUCCUUUCUCUUUUUUUUUUUUUAUCCUCCUCCUCGUCCUACUUUUCUGCUCCUCCCUACUCUCAGUACUCGACUCAGGCAGCUCUGGCAGGUUGUUGUGCGUGCGUGCGUGCGUGCGUAAAGUCUGCACUCCGCUCUUAAAACACACACACACAAAAAAGAAGCAGGUACAUUAUUAAGGUAUUUCCAGUCACACGUGCAGGGAGGACCGGCCCUGUCUUCUAUUCCACGCGGCUGUCGAUAUGCGUGGCUUUGUUGUGCGCGGCUUAACUACGAGUAUAUAUUUCAGUCCUUAAUAUCCACGGUCUCUCAUUUACAAGGCCAGACCGUAUUCUGAAACACUUCUGCGUCGCACCUACAUUACUUUCUAAGGACUCUACUAUAGUGACACGGGUUUUUUAAGGGUGUUUAUACAUUUCUAGUGGCAGAUUAACAAGAUUUAUACACUGAUAACAAAAAAAAAAACUCUUGGUAACUCGGGUAAUCAUCUCUGUGGCCUUUGAAUGAAGUCAUGAGAGAGCAAAGCGAUUCAGAAAUGAUAAUAAAUGAUUCUCGGAAGUGUUUCUCCAGGUAAUAACGUAGAAAUUUUGUCAAUCUGUCACUAGAACCAUAAAAACACCCCUUGAAAACCUGUUCCACUUCAGCUAGAGCCUUCUGAAUGUAGUAGAGGUGCGGGCAGAAGUGUAUCAGAGUGUGGUCAUAAGAACGGCAAUUUUGCAUCUAAGCCAAUGAUGCCAGGAAGGGAAGUUAUUCGGUGCAGCUGCAGAGAAUAAUUAAGACAUCAUCAUCUUUCUACGGGACUGUGUGUAAUGUUGAACGUGUUAUUAUUAUUAUCAUUAUUGUUAUUAUUAUUACUAUUGUCAUUAUUAUUAUCAUUAUUAUUACUACUAUUUCUAUUUCUACUGCCACUAUACGACUACAACAACAACUACUACUACUACUACUACAACUACUUAUUAUUAUUAUUAUUAUUAUUAUUAUUAUUAUUAUUAUUAUUAUUAUUAUUAUUAUUAUUAUUAUUAUUAUCAUCAUCAUCACCAUUAUCACUACUACAUGUACAGUCUGCAGUCUCUUCACGUAUCCCUGUGUGCUGCACCAGGCCGCGGCACAACACCGUAUCUACCUCAGUGUUAUCACUAUUCUCUUCAUUUCGUCAGUGUUCGGUCAACUGUAACCCUGCGUAGAGGCGACAGGCAGGUACUAGAUGGGUAGGCAGGCACACACAUGAAAUUAAUAAAGUUUGCUCUUAAAAAUAA
Molecule: messenger RNA, 7254 nt
Organism: Scylla paramamosain (green mud crab)
Lineage: Eukaryota; Metazoa; Arthropoda; Malacostraca; Decapoda; Portunidae
Gene: Notum
Product: palmitoleoyl-protein carboxylesterase NOTUM-like
Molecular function (GO): hydrolase activity
Source: RefSeq, a predicted model, not a curated record